AAUCGAAACAGGUAACCCCAGCUCCUGGCACGCGAUUUGUAAGGUGGUGUAAUAAAGAGAGAGACAAAGGACACACGUGUUAAAGGGCUUCUUCGCCCCGCUCCCACACGUUCUCGUCGCCUGCAGCUCUGUAGGAACCAUACGCACACUUCCAUACACACGCUUAAACUAAGUGUGUGAGAGAGAGAGAGAGCACUUUUGAGUUCUUAGGGCACGGACAAUUGCUUGCAGACAAGCCUACACUCUCCCCCUUUCUUCGGGCUGCCAUUGGAGGCUUGGAAUCUUCUGUUUGGCAAAUUAUUCAGGCCUUAUAUCUUUGGAGCUUUCCCAUUGAGCUUAUGCGAGCCAUUGCAAUUUCAGCUCGAUCAGCAUUUGUUUAUUAAUCUCUUCAAUCCAGUUUCAAGUAGUCCGCAAUUUUCAAUUCUUCAGAAAAUGGUUCACUUUUUGGCAUUCGUCUGGUUUGUCUUGCCACUUUUAUGUAUCCUGGGGAGCACAUCAGCUGGUUAUGUGACUACAUGCUCUGGGAUUGUACGGAUGAGAUAUCGGCGUGACGUUAUUUCGUUAACAGACUUUGGAGGCAUCGGCGAUGGUCGUACUUUGAACACGUUGGCAUUUAGAAAAGCCAUAUACCGCAUUGAACAUUUGAGUAGGAGCGGGGGUACUCUACUGUACAUCCCUCCUGGUGUGUGGCUUACUGGAAGCUUCAAUCUCACUAGCCAUAUGACACUGUACUUAGCCAAAGAUGCUGUCAUUAGAGCUUCACAGGACACCCAAAAUUGGCCCUUGAUUGAGCCUCUGCCUUCAUAUGGAAGGGGAAGAGAACGACCUGGUGGUAGAUAUAUGAGUUUCAUUCAUGGAGAUGGAUUACGUGACGUGAUAAUUACAGGUGAGAAUGGGACAAUUGAUGGUCAGGGCGAGGUUUGGUGGAAUAUGUGGCGGGACAGAUCCUUGCAGUUCACUAGGCCGAAUCUCAUUGAGCUCAUCAACUCUAACGAUAUUAUAAUAUCCAAUGUGGUCUUCCGCAACUCUCCUUUCUGGAACAUCCAUCCUGUUUAUUGUAGCAACGUUGUCAUAAGAUAUGUCACUGUUUUGGCCCCACCAGACUCGCCCAACACAGAUGGGAUUGACCCAGAUUCAAGCUCGAAUAUGUGCAUUGAGGAUAGCUACAUCAGUACUGGGGAUGACCUCGUGGCCAUAAAGAGCGGUUGGGAUGAGUACGGCAUUGCGUAUGCGCGCCCGAGCUCCUUCAUCACCAUCCGCCGCAUCUCUGGCUCCUCGCUUGCUUUUACUGGCAUUGCCUUUGGCAGUGAAACCUCUGGUGGUAUCUCGGACAUCGUUGUUGAGAAUAUAACCCUUGUCAACACUGCUACUGCCAUCUUCCUCAAGACCAAUGCCGGCCGUGGGGGCUACAUCCGAAAUAUCACUGUGAGAGGCGUGCAUUUGGAGAAUGUGACGAAAGCCAUAAAGUUUGCAGGGGAUGUUGGGGACCACCCAGAUGACAAGUACGAUCCUAGGGCACUGCCUGUGGUGGAGGGGGUGAGUAUCUCAGAUGUUUGGGGAGUGGGUGUGAUGCAGCCGGGGUCGAUGAAAGGGAUUAAUGGGGCGCCAUUCAAGGGGAUCUGCCUGUCGAACGUGAAUCUUUAUGGGUGGGUUCCGGGGGCUCAGUGGAAGUGCACUGAUAUCAGUGGGGUCGCACUUGGGGUGCGCCCAUGGCCUUGUGCGGAGCUUGCAGCUACUCAUGGGACUGGUGCAUGUUCACUCCGUGUCCUGAGCUGAGACCUGGUUUUUUUGUGGUCUUCGUAUGGGAUGGAUGGUUUCUGAAGGGUCUUUCCUCUUUGUUAAAGAGUGUUUCUCCCUUCCAUUUCGGCUGGGUUGGGGCUCGCACCCUGCUCAUUCGUGUGAUAAUUGAAUUUAUUCUCUCUUUCUCUGUGAGCCCAUUUGACUUUGUUUGUAUCAUUAUUGAACUCUCUCGGGUCUCGAUUGUAUGAAUUCUUAAAGUUCUAUUUUGCAUUAGGCUCAGUUCUCAACACAGUUCUCAACAAGUGUAUUAAUUAUUUGGUUUGGAGUUGCAACAUGGUAAGAGAGAAUUUACAGCGUAA
This is a messenger RNA of Amborella trichopoda, 2099 nucleotides long. Its product is annotated as putative polygalacturonase. Gene Ontology annotation, molecular function: polygalacturonase activity. Gene Ontology annotation, biological process: carbohydrate metabolic process. NCBI's taxonomy places the organism in Eukaryota, Viridiplantae, Streptophyta, Magnoliopsida, Amborellales, Amborellaceae. The record is from RefSeq and is a predicted model, not a curated record.